This is a messenger RNA of Phaedon cochleariae (mustard beetle), 1617 nucleotides long. The record is from the annotation of a GenBank genome assembly. Lineage: Eukaryota; Metazoa; Arthropoda; Insecta; Coleoptera; Chrysomelidae.
UCCACACGAAUUCAUACUUAUUGUCUGGAAAUCGUUUAACAUUCCAAAAUUAUUAUAUUUCUCACUUUUUUCCAGGCUUUAAGUGGUUUCCUGAUGAUGAUGACGCAGAACGGGAAGCUAUUGUACAUAUCGGAUAAUGCUGCAGAGUACCUGGGCCAUUCCAUGGAGGACCUAUUGAUCCAUGGAGAUAGUGUAUAUGACAUAAUAGAUAAGCAAGAUCACCAGGCGAUCCAGUGCGAAUUGGGAAGGCCAGUGAAUGCGGGAUCGAACAAUAACCCGAGUGAUGAAAUUCGGCUGUUUUUAUGUAGGAUGAAUGUAUCUAGGAAUGCUAGGAGACAAAUGAGAUUUGGAGACCAAAAGGUUGUAUUGGUGCAAGGCCGUUACCUGUCGUUCCUGCCGCUGUGCAGCCGCAACGAGCCAGUCUUCCUGGCCACGUGCACCCCGGUGGCCAUGCCAGAGACGAGGGAGUGCGUCGUGCAGGGCGCCACUAACGUGUUCACAUCCAUCCACUCGAUGGACAUGCGGUACAUCCACAUCGACGCCAACGGCGAAUUCUACCUGGGCUUUCCGCGCUCCGAUCUCCAGGGGUUGUCCUGGUACCGGCUGCUGCACUGGGAAAGCACGCGUGAGGCCCAGACCAAACAUCGACUCAUCACCCAAUCGGAGCAGGAACGCUCGUGCAUCCUGCUGGCCCAGUUCCAACGUCGCACCGGCGAGUGGAUCUGGAUGCACUGCGUGCUGCAAGUGAAGGAGAGCUCCGAAAGCAACCAGCAACCAGUCAUCGUGUGCACCAACCAGGUGCUCAGCGAGGCGGAGGCGGCGGUGAUGCGGACGAACGGCUGGCUGUACCAGUACUACUCGGCGCAGAGCAAGCUGCAGUACGGGCUGGCGUACGACGCGGGCCACGCGGCCCGUCUGGUCUACUACCCGGAGCACCCGCCGCAGGCGCCCGAGUACGGGGGGAGUCACGAGGCAGGGGGGUACCACCUGAACUCCAUGCCUUCUACCCUACAGCCCCACCUGACCCACCACGCGGCCGUCACGCACGCGCACGCGCACCACCACCACCAGCAGCACCAGCAGCGCCACCACCGGCGCGCCGAAUCGGAGCCGGUCGACUACUCGUACAGCAAACGCAAGCCGAAGGAGCCGCAGCUGCGGCCACCGCUGCGCCGCCUCGAGCUCGACCUGGCGGACCGCGACGCCGCGGAGGCGGGCGUCGGCGGCGGCGGUUUGUUGGUCGUGUCGCACCUGUCGGAGCGGCCGAGGACGCUGCUCAAGGUCGACCCGAGCGACCUGAUGGACCAGUGGAACCCGAGCCCGCCGUGGUCUGAUACUCUGCAGAAGGUGCCCGACUUGUGCCACCAAGAGCUCAGCCCGUACAUCGGCAGCGCCCCGCCCACCCCGACGGCCACCCCCAGCGCGCAGGCGAGCGCCUUCUCCUUCGACUGGAUGCCCGAGCAGUACGUCCCGUCGAUGGGGGCGGCAGCGGCGGCGGCCGACGACGAGCGCCAGUACUGGCCCACGGAGCACCGGCUGUUCCCGCUGCAGCCGCCGCCGAAAAGGGCGCAUCCGACGCCCGGCAAGUCCGAGUCGGCUGACAGGGACACGCCGUAG